GGAACGCUCACUGCGGAGUCUGCACGUGCCCCCACAACACGCGUGGAAAGUGUAUAAGUGUUGCCUCAUGGAUGUAAACAAUGGUGUGCUUUGCUGGUGAAGUCGGCGAUAACGAUGUCAGCAGUCAUCGAUACACUAUAGAACACGUGCAGGGGGACCGAAUCACGAUGCCGGAGAUAGGCACGGUGAUGCGGGCGCUCGAGCUCCAGCGACUCGUCGAGACCAAAGUGACGGAGUGGCGGGAGAGGUCAGCGCGGGUCGCCGGGCCGAGCGUGGCCGACUCUUAUCAGCACAACUUCAAGCGACACACAAACAGACGCAAAAACAGCGCAGAAAUCAACAGAAUUAUCGCAAAGUACUCGAGACCGAUUAAAAGGACGGACGAGCGUCGAUUUGCGACACCCAGUGUCCAACCUGUCCGCCCCGCGAGAAAGACGAAGCUGAAGGCGUCGCAGAGUGAGGACAAUCUCGCCAAUAUUGGCGUUAUGGACUCGCCCAUGCCGGUCGAGAAGCCGCCCCGAGGAAUCUUCUCGAAGUACAACGCGAGGAGCUGCGAGGAUAUAGCGGCGUUCGUGGACCUCCAGCACACAAUUAAAAGCAAACAUUUCGAGGAGAACAGCAUCCUCAAUUCGAAAACAGUGACGGCGACGCCGAGGACGAGACAGGACCUUCACAGCAUCAGCGAGGCCGGGGGAGGAAGCGACAUGUCGGCGUUUGACGACAGCGGCUUGGAACUCAGGCACAAACCCAACUUUGCGACUUCCACGCCAAUAUCGAACAGGAAAACUUGUCCAGUGAGUGAUUCUAUAUCGGUGAUCGGUUUCGAAAAGUGUCCGAAGUACCAUUGUGUCAGUGAGUUGAAAAAAGGCAAUUCCGAGCCGGAUAUUUUGAAUAGACGUUCAGUGGAUUCCAGUAGAACUUUAGACUUUAGGAAACCUUUGAAGUUGCUGAAGCAACCUUUCAAGAAAGGUACGCUCGAUCGAAUACUUCGGUGGCGAGGGAAGAAACCAGGAUCUGAUAAAAGUCGAAUUCAAGAAGUAGACGACAGUUUCUUCGAGAAAUUUGGUUCAAUACUUCGUCAAGCGUCACAGAAGGCUGCUCUAGAGGAGUCCACGCCGUUAGCGCCUUUAAAGGAGAUAGAGGAGCAGGAUGGAGAACAGAAGACGGUCAGCGAAGUCGGCAGCGGCACGAGGGAUUCAGACAGCGGGAACGAAACCCUUUUGGAUACAGAUUCCGAGCCAGAUGACCCAGAGAAGAUGGAGUUCCACUUGGAAGCCGUCGGAUGGAAUGUGGAUGAGUUGUACCUUGAGAUCCUGUAUGAGAUCCUACACAAUGUUGGGGGAUGUGACGUAGGAUGCGAGCAGGGACAGGCGGCUAUGCUGUCCUACGUGCAGGAAGCCUUCAAGAUAUCCAACGACAAGCAUACUGAACUGCUCACCAUGGCAGAGGCCAAGCAGCCGCCAGAGCUGAUGCUGAAUGUGGAGGUCGUGGAGGGGAAAGAUUUAGUGCCCAAAGACCCCACGGGUUUGAGCGAUCCCUUCGUGACAAUUUACCUCAUGUCCAACACGUCACAGAGGUACAACACGUCAGUAAAGGCGUCUACACUCAACCCGACUUGGGAGGAACAUUUUUCAUUACCUAUGCCGGGCAGUUUACAAGAUGAUUCACUGUGUCUGGAGGUUUGGGACUUCGACCCAGCGGAGACUGUGAAGGAGAAGAUGACGAAGAUAUUCGAGGUGAAGGGCGUGAAGGGUCUGCGGAAGCUGAUGAAGGAGAUUGCGAUCACCGCGUCGACGGGGAAACACGACAACGAGCUCAUCGGCACAUCAAAUAUACCUUUAAAGUCGAUUCCCGCCGGCGGCAUGUCGAUGUGGCUGAACCUGAGCAAGAAGAGCAAGCUGCGGCGGCAGGGAGUGCUCAAGGUGCGGUGCAGCUUCAGCUCCGAGAAGAACUCGCAGGUUGCUGCGCAGGAGCACCGACAUUUGCUGAGGAUAUUGCUGCUGCACGAGCUGGAGAGCUCUAAGGUGGCGCCAUACUGGUGGUGCGGCAAUUUCAGCGCACCCGCUGAAGCGAUCCUCACGCAGCACGCGGCGCAGAGCGGCCUGUGCCCCGCCGACAACGCGCUAGCACAGUGGGUGGUGUACUGCGCGCUCACUGUCGACCACCCGCUCAGCUUCACCCUCUUCAACAACCUGCUAGACAAGAUCACCAAGCCGUUGCAGUCCGGCCUUAUAAAUGAAGAGGAUGUCAAGCUGUUUUGGGACGCCGCUAAGAAGCUUCUACCGACUUGCUUCAGCCACAUCAGGAAACUCCGGAAGAAGACCGCCGGAGACAAAACUGUCAUGAAGACCCUGAGAGAAGUGCUGAAGAUACUAUACAAGUUGUCCCUCCUAGAUCUUCCGGAGACGAUAGACUUGUUCCCUGUAAACCUAUACGGUUGGUUGAGGGAGAAAGGUGAUGGGAGUAAGCUGACCAUCCAUGAGGUGCUGAGUCAGGCGGUGAUCCAGGGUGCUUCGGACUGGUUUGUUCACAUUCUGGACAAUAACGAGUGUAAGGACAAGACUGAGGAGUCCAGACUACAGCACUUGAUCAGGGUGAUCCAACUGGUGCGGUCAGACUUGCAGAGAGCCAUCGAAUAUUUUGAUAGAGUUUUCGGAGAAGUAAUGUCGUUCCCCUAUUCCAAAGCUUUAUACGGGGUGUACGAGAACAAAAUCGCAUCCCUGGUUGAACCCGAGGUGGUCCAGGUGUGUAAGAGCCUGAAGCGCCUGCGGUACAGCGAGAGUAACUCCAACGUGCAGCUGGCCGGUGGUCUCAAUGGGGAGACGGGGUUGGGCACCCCUGAUGUGGGCUCCGAACCCCUGGCUAUGGGCACCACGCUGUUCGAGCUGUACCUGGCACUGCAGAGGUUUUUGACGUUAGGCCAAGGCUUGAACGAAACUGAGUGGAGCAACUACGCCAUAUCGAAGUUCCAUUCGUGGUUCUUCGGCGGAGUAGCCCAAUGGUUGGACAUAGCCGCGUACAAGGCAUUGACUCGUAUAGAGAAAGCGGUAGAACUGGAUAACCUGACUCCAGUAGACACUAACGUGAAAUACAGCAGUUCAGGAGUAGACACGCUGGCUAUAUUCUACCAGAUCAAGAUAUUCUGGCAGCAACUAGCUUGGCCUGACGUUGAGGGAUGUUACACUUUUGUUGCGAAGAUCAUUGAUGAUAUCUGCCGUUGCUGCGUGUUCUACUCGGAGCGCAUGUCUGCGCGCGUCGAGAGCGUAGGCACCGUUAGCACAGUUUACGACACGCGGUUCGAGGUAACGACAGAAUGGUGUGUGGCUAUCAACAACAUAGACUACGUGCGGCGCAGUCUCGAGCCGUUUGUAGGUGAACUCGGCAUGGACGAGAUCGUGCAGCGCAUGUGCGAGGCCAGGUCGCCCAUGGAGGCGCAGAGGUGUAAAGAGACGCUGCAAAAUGUUAUCGAGAAUGCCAUCGACACAGUCAAAAAUAAAAUUGUCGAGCUUUUAGAAGUUAUGAUCAAAAAGAUGAUGCCGUCCAUCACGAGGUUUUUGAUAGAAGGCGCGGAGUUGUUACAUCAAGACUGUUCCAGUAUGGAUCGCGUCAUGCGAUACCUAGAGGCUAACCUUGACACUUUGUACCAACAUCUGAACAACGAAAACUUUUCUAGAACCCUCGACAUAGUUUGGGAACAACUGGGCGAGGUUUUAUAUGAACUGAUACAAGCUAAUUUGGAGAAAGAGAAAAUAACUACCCGUAUCCGCUUACUUAGGCGUAGAUAUUUUGGCAAAAACAGAGUAUCGCCGUACUCUCUAGUGUUUCCGCACCGAAGGGCAAAAAUAACUCGCUAUAUCGACCCGAGACGCUUGCACAAAUCGGCAGCCGCCAAUUUGGAUGCGAAACGUCGUCCGCCAUCUUUUUUCCACAACCUACACGAAUGUUUGAAAAUUAUGGUGCGUUCUUUUCGCCAAGACGGAAAGGAGGUUUAUACGUCUGAAACACUGAAAAGAGUGGAAUAUCUGUUGAAACUUCAUGGUAUGGAGACUAGGGAACUUAUUCAUCAGUACCAUUUGGAGAGGUGGCAGGAACAACAAGCCAUCAGCGAACCCAAGAUGGGAAUGUUAACAGUCCGAGCCCAGUUCAUAGAAGAUCAUCUGAAGAUUGAGAUCAUGAAUGCACGGAAUUUGGUGGCCACGGAUUCGAAUGGAUUGUGUGAUUCGUAUGUGAGAGUCGGACUCCAACCGGAGGAUGCGUUUGCAAAUAUCGAGAAGCCCAAAACGCAGACGCACAACAAAAAUCUCUUCCCACUAUACGACGAAAUGUUCCUAAUACCGCUGUCAGCCGAGCAAAGCCGGACACCAGACGCUCUCAUCCAUCUCGUGAUCAAGGAUAAAGACAUGUUCAGCGUCAGCAACACGUUUGUGGGCGAGGCGUACCUGCACUUUAGCGAGGUGCCGCACACGCCAGCACCCAUCGCCAGCCUGCCGCAGCAGCACCUCCCACUGUCUCGCCCGACCAACAUAGACGGUGAUGCCAUGAAAGCCCUGGAGUCGAGACAGGGCGACAAGCAGGCGCGCGAGUUCCUCAAGAAGCAGAGACAGAAGAUGCCCAACAGCAAACAGUUCUUCUCGCUCGGUUAGACUAUAUCAAGUCAUAAUAUAAUAUAGUGCAUUUUAAGGUAUAAUCACUUCCACACAGUGGCUGGUUUUAUUGAAACUAAGGGUCAAUUCAGAUCAAAACGCGAUUUGACAAUUUAUCACGACGCCUCACGCAAUUUAUACGUGGGAGAGCCAUGCUUCGGCACAAAUCGGCCGGCUCGACC
Messenger RNA from Aricia agestis (brown argus), 4825 nucleotides. It is a transcript of the gene stac, whose product is annotated as protein unc-13 homolog 4B. NCBI's taxonomy places the organism in Eukaryota, Metazoa, Arthropoda, Insecta, Lepidoptera, Lycaenidae. The record is from RefSeq and is a predicted model, not a curated record. The coding region runs from base 81 to 4643 and encodes 1520 amino acids. The transcript is spliced from 21 exons.